Coccinella septempunctata (seven-spotted ladybird) is the source of this 5397-nucleotide messenger RNA. It is a transcript of the gene Myc, whose product is annotated as transcriptional regulator Myc-2. The transcript is spliced from 6 exons. Bases 525 to 2174 code for a protein of 549 amino acids. The record is from RefSeq and is a predicted model, not a curated record. Gene Ontology annotation, molecular function: RNA polymerase II cis-regulatory region sequence-specific DNA binding; protein dimerization activity; DNA-binding transcription factor activity, RNA polymerase II-specific. Gene Ontology annotation, biological process: regulation of transcription by RNA polymerase II. NCBI's taxonomy places the organism in Eukaryota, Metazoa, Arthropoda, Insecta, Coleoptera, Coccinellidae.
UCUUACUUUAGAGCUCGGCUCCUACCAAAGGCGGUUGUAUCUCGCGAUUUAACAACUGUAGUUGUCAGUUCGGUUCGGCAUUCGGCGUUUAGUAGUCGUGCUUCCCGGUCAAGUCCGUGUCAGUUUCAAUAAACACGGGUGUUUAAUUUUUCGGUAACCGGCGAUAGGUCAUCAAUCGUAAAUUCUACCGCUGCAAGACCUACGAGUCAAAAGGAACUUUUAUAUAAUACUAAGCAUGUAUACAAAGUUGGUUGUCAAAGUAAAGGAGUGUGGUUUUGUUAAUAAUAUUGUCCUCUCAACUUCGAUAAUCUGUUUUGUGCUACAUACUCCGUGUGUCAGAAAAAAAACUACGAACUACUAGGAGUAACUACUGCAGAGAAUUCAGUGCUUUAACUUGAUAUACCUCAGCUUUUAAGGGCAGCUGCCGUUCAUAAGACGGAAGCGUGAAGCCAGGGCCCACCUGUGAUACUUAGCGUUUAGUUGGAAGAGAAUUUUUUUAGAAGACGUAGAAUUAAUAAAUAGUCAUGCAAUUACCGUAUAAGUACGAUGAUCUUUUGAAUGACGAUUUCGGUCUAGAGACUAACAGUACGACACUGCGAGAAGUGAAUAAAAAAGAUAAAUUAAGAGAAAAAGACACGGAUACGACGUCGAUCGACUCGAUAGACACGAUGGUCGAGUGGACAUGCUCCGAGUACUUGGCCGACGACCUCUGGAACAGCCUGACAUCGGACAGCGCGAGCGGGAUGUUCUCCAGGACCUUCUUCGACGACAUAGCCCUCGAACUGGGCCUAGACAACACCUACGACAGCCUGUUCGCUGAAACGAUACCCUAUCACUGUGACCGCUGGUCCGGGCCGCCGAUCAACAAGGACGUGCUGAUCAAGAGCCACGACUGCAUGUGGGCAGGCCACUGCGCCAGCAGCGAGCACAAGGAUGAUUACGACAAGGCGCUGCACAAGUUCUGGGCUGGAUUCCUCAAUACGCCGAAGGCGCCAGCACCAGCCGCUCCUGCUGCUGCUGCUGUGCCCAUACCGACCUCUCAGCAGAGCCUGCUCAAGCCGAAUCUCAGGAACGCCGGUGUUCCUGUCAUCAACAUGAUCACCCCGCACACGCCGCCCAUGUCCGAUACCGACGACGAAUCGAAGAAGAAGAGGGCCGAGGGCGCUUCCUCCGACAUCGAUGAGGCCGACCAAGAACUCCGCGAAUACUUCGGUUCCUCCCUGGUCGCCCUGGACGGACCACACCAGGAAGUCGAGGAAUCCUCCGAGUCCUCUUCUGAAUCCGAAUCUUCCGAGUCCGAGGACGAGCCGUAUCAGCAAGCCGGACCUAGCAGGGUUGCGCCGAAUGUCACCUCGUUGCAGCGUAACAUGUACGCGACGCAGAACGAUCACAGUUACCACAAGGACAAGAACUCGUCCAUGAUCAUGUCUGAUCUUGGCAUCGACACCCCUUCGGAUUCAGGUGGAUCCACCCCUCCCCGAUGCGAUUCGGUCAAGAGUUUAGAAGAAGAAGAAAUCGAUGUCGUCUCUGUACCAGAUAAGAAAUAUCCCGUCGGCACCAGGAUGGGUUACAUACCGCCCACGAAUCCACCAAACGGCGGUCGUCGAAACAUGCAAAGACCCUCCGAACCCGCCAUGACCCAGGGACGCAACAACAGAAACGGCGUCAAGGUCAUGUUACCCACCAAACGGACUAUUCCAGCCACGGAUUACCCACCAGCCAAGAGGAGAGCAACAGCAGCAGCAGCACCAGCUCCCGCCACCGAGAAUAAAGGAAGAAGACCUAGGCAAACAAGAACUACCAACCAGUCCAGAAGACGGUCCAAUAACAGUCAUGACAGCGAAGGUAGCGAGAACGAUCAGCAUCAUCCCAUCGAGAAACGCAAUCUCCACAAUGACAUGGAGCGCCAGAGACGAGUGGAUCUUCGUAAGGCUUUCGAGGAUCUCAGAAAGUUGGUACCUGAAGUUAUGAGGAAAGAGAGAGCAGCCAAAGUGGUGAUAUUGCGCGAGGCAGCGAAAUACUGCAACAACCUGACUCAAACGUCGAAAAGCAUGGAGCAGCACAUGGUAGACUUGGAGAAUUACCAGGAGAAGCUGAUAUGGAAACUGUCUUAUUUGAGGAGGAAAGCGGCCAAGGAGAACGGAUUUCUCUGCAAUCAAGACUACGACGACUAGAAGAAAGAUUGAGCAUCUAGCGGCCUUGGGAAGGAGUCCCAUCAAUACAAUUUAUGCUGUGAAAAUUCGAGGAAAGGGGUUCGAAAUUCUUAUUUGAUUCUGAUUUUUUUACAUCCGAAAAUGUUGAAAUGAUGUAUUAUGCCAUCAAGUUUCAUAAAUGAAACAACGCCUGCGUUUGAAGUACUACUUCAGUUGUGUAGCAGGUAUUUGCCAAUUUUCGUAUCUUACAAAAGUGUUUGUAAGAGGAUAUAAUUAAUACUGAUUUCCCUGUUAUUUGAAAUUAAUUGUAUCUUCAUUUAAUUCGAGUAAUUUAUGUUGCUCUGGUUUUCGUAUUUUUUUUUUUGGAAUUAUAAAUGGGCGAUGAUGAAGAAGCCCUGUCAAAAAUUACAUCGCUUCUGAUGGAAGUUUGUAAAUUUGUAAAAAAAAAUCCAAGAUUGAGGUUACGAAUAUAAUCCCCCUAGAUAAUUGUGAAAAUAAUUUCUCAAUGCCAGAAGAAAAUCGACGUAGAAUCGAAAAUAUAUAUUUUGAUAAUAGAUUAACUUGUUAGAGUUUUCAAUUCAUAUAGAAUUUUCAAUUAAACUGUGAAUGAAUCACUGUGAUUUUAGCUUGAUUUAAGUUCAUUUUUUUAGGGUAAGGAUUAUGUUUAUAUAUUUUCAAGGCUUAUUGUACAGUGUUCUUUUUGAUUUAUAUUAUCAGAAAAAAAAAAUUCAAUUUUAUCCGGUUUUCGAUUUUUUGCGAUUUUAAAUUUCAUUUUUUCCAUUUUAUGUAUCUUUUUCCAUUUCCCAAUGUUAUUUGAAAAUAAUCAAGAAAUAGUGUUUAUUUUAGCUAAUUUUACAUCUUAUCUUCGCAUCAUUUUUUCAGUUAUACAAUUUUACAUAUUUUUUAGCAAAUUGCAAUAUGUUACUCGUGUGUAUAUUUUUUUAUGAUGUUGAGGAUAGUUGUUUUUUGCUGUAAACAAUUUUUUUUUAUAAUGUCAACUGUAGAUACUUUUAUUCAGUCAGAGUUUUAUCUGACGUUGUGUACAAAUACUUUUUUAAAAUCUUCAUUUAGUUUUGAAGAUAAACUUCAGUUGAGCGUUUUUCUACUUAUGUUUUUUAUUAAAUCAUGAGAUUUUUUCUGAAAGCCCACUUUAAAGGAAGCUUCAUAAGAGUGUAUUGGUCUAGCAAUGCGAUGUGUUUUAAACAUACUUGAAGAUAAAAAUGUGCACCAAGUUGAAUUUCUUCAUUGAAAAGUAAUCAUUUUUCUGAAAUAAUGAUGAUUUUCGGUUCGCAGCACGGUAAUCCGGUAUGCCUUGACUGAUGAAAUUGAAAAGAAUUCGAUAAAAUUUUAUACUUUAUAAUAUGUUUUGCUUUCUCAACAUUUAUACCGAACUUGUAUCGAGAUUUCGUACAGUUUGAUGAAUAAUACAAAAUUAUUUCUUAUGUAAUUUUUUUUAUACGAUUCAGCAUUUCUCACAACUAGCCACUAGUGUAGAAACAUGAAAUCAAUUCUUCAUAUUAUGUACAUUAUAUAUUUCAAUUUUGACAACCUAUUUUCAUCUUUUGUCACAAAAUCGAAAAGUUGAGGGUUUGACCUUCUACCUCCAUUUCGAGUUUUGUCUAUUUUUUAAUUCCCAAGAUUAUAAAAGUCCAUGUAUAAUUGGAAUAGUAACAUUUUGGACCAGUUGGAGGAAUCUGAUUGAAGCAAUCAUGGCAUUCUCAUUUCCUUGCUAAAACGGAGGAAAAAUUGGUCAAAAGCACUUUGUCGAUUUUUAAUAUUUGGAAUAGGAACCAUCAUGAUAUAAUUCUGAAAUUUGAGUUUUCAAUGGAUAUUAUCAUCUUAGGUCUGUGUACCAUAUAUCUAGAUCUUAAGUGCUUGAACUUCAUAAUAUUUAACAACUAUAUAUAAUGGGAGAUUGUAAGCUAUUCUUAAUCUUAUACUUAAGGUAAAUACGGUGGAUUUUAGUGAUCUUGAAUAUUAAUUGCACUAUUUCAUGAAGUGGGUUGAAUUUUAUAACUUUAUAUUGUUUCAUUUUUUAUUGAUUGAAUGAACAUUUUAAAUUGGUAUUUCUGAAUGGAUAAGUGAAGGAACAGGAUUUUUUGGCCAUUUCUCAAGGAAUCUGCUCUUUUUUGUUUCAAUCCAUUUGCGUGAUGAAGUUAUUGCUACAUUUCAUCAAUUAAAACUUCUUUUCAGUGAGUGAUUAGAAAUUGUGAUUCUGUUCCAGAUCCUUAUCCAUGUGUCAGAUGUGAUAAUAACUAAAAGAAAUCGAUAUUUCUGAAUGCUUUCAUUUGAAGAAUAUUUUGCUGAAUAUCCAUUUCUUUCAAUCAACUGGUAGUGUUUUGUUGUAGUGAUUAAAGUUAUUUUAUGCGUUACAUGAUUAUUGAAAUUUAUACAUUGAAAUGUUUUAGUCUUCCCUAGGCUCCUAUGAGCAAGAUUUGUUUUAUUAUUUAGUCGUAAGAUGAAGAGAAUUGUUGUGUUCAUAAAACUAUUUCACAGUAUUUUAUACUUUUGAUAAAUACUUGCAAAAUAGAAAAAAAUGUAAAAAACCAAAAUACAAAAAAAAAAUUGUAAUUGUAAACCAUGAUUACCUGAGAUGUUCAUGCAUCUAUUCCUCUGAAAAAUAAUAAAUAAAAAAAUUUCAAUCAAAACAGUGCUGAAAUUUUUCAAUGAAGUGUCUUGAGGAUAUAGAAGAAAUGGAAAAUGUGCCAUAAAUUUUUAAUGUGCAUUUUUUUAGUUUGUGUACGUAAAAUUUUUGAAACUGAAAUUUGCUCAUUUUUAAUUACAGAACAUAAGCAUUUUAAAGUGAAUCUCGAAGUUAAAGAAUUGCGUCUACAUGUAUUUAUUGUUGAACAGGAGAUGCUUUUUUUCUUCGUUUAUUUUUGGAAAUAUUCAGUAGUUGAUUCAAAAUUUUUAAUUACAGUGUUAAUCAGUCCAACAGUUCAUUCUUACAUAUCUGUGAUUUUACCUCGCUAUCGACCAAAUAUUUAGAAAUAGCUAUUUGAGAAGAAAAUCACACAUGCUAUAUUCCCAUUAAAUAUGUCAACAGGGCAAUUCUCUAAGCUUAGCGACCACUUGUAGUUAAGAAAUACUACUAUUUGUGUUUGUGUGAAGAAAUUACUGAUUAUCCAAUGUUAUAUAUUCUGUACUUAUGCGUUUUCUAACAUUUAAGUUACAUUUCAUUUAAUGGUUUUUAAUAGUUCCUCAGUAAUAAGUUUACAAAUAAAAUGUUGCUUUAUAAAAUAAA